Molecule: messenger RNA, 2182 nt
Organism: Thamnophis elegans (Western terrestrial garter snake)
Lineage: Eukaryota; Metazoa; Chordata; Lepidosauria; Squamata; Natricidae
Gene: MRPL3
Product: mitochondrial ribosomal protein L3
Exons: 11
Coding region: 68-1237 (389 amino acids)
Biological process (GO): translation
Cellular component (GO): mitochondrial large ribosomal subunit; ribosome
Molecular function (GO): structural constituent of ribosome
Source: RefSeq, a predicted model, not a curated record
CGCGGGGUGGGGUGGGGGAGAUUUUCUCGGUUGAACGCUGUUUCGACGCGUUUUUUGAUGUGGAAUCAUGUCGGGAGUUGGUCUGCUGUGUCGUGUAGGAUUGCGACGGUUGGUACCUGGAAGCAUCCUUAAUUCAGUUCUCGGGGCAGCGGAGCCUGCGGAAGUUGGAGUUAGACGGCAGGGUCUGUGGUUUGUCACAGUUCGACAUAUUAUUUACAAUAGCACAUGGUGGGAUGAGCAACUUUCAGAAGAAAAUGUUGAGUUCCUUAAGAAACUUUCAACAGAAGAAUAUAAAACUCAAACUGCUAGUAAACUUUGUCCUCUGAAAGAUGAGCCAUGGCCUCUGAACUCAUGGGAGCCAGGUUCUAAAAGAGUCGGUAUUAUUGCAGUAAAGUUGGGAAUGAUGCCAUUAUGGACUAAGCAGGGUAAAAAAAUACCUGUCACAAUGCUUCAGUGUGCUAGUGUAUGCUGCCUGAUAGUUCCAGCUUGGUCUCCAUCUCAGAAGCACUACAAUAUUCAUGAAUUUUCCAAAAAGAAAACAGUCAACAUCAUCUCUGAAGUUCAAGACUGCCAUGUUAUUAAAUAUACACCCAAAGAAGAAUUUGAUGGGAAAACUCCCAGUCUAACUGUUGGGGGGAAAAAUGUGUCUGAAUUCCAUAGAAGUUCUUCUGUCAUGGAAAUAUACAGAGAACUAGGGCUUCCACCAAAACAGAAAACUUCAAUAUUUCGAGUGUCACCUAAUGCUGUCAUUAAGCCAGGUACACCUCUGUAUGCAGCUCAUUUCCGCCCAGGGCAGUACGUGGACAUCACUGCUAAAACAAUUGGCAAAGGUUUCCAAGGAGUCAUGAAAAGAUGGGGAUUUUCUGGCCAGCCUGCUUCCCAUGGCCAAACUAAAACACAUAGACGACCUGGAUCAAUUUCUAAUUCUGGUGUUUCAAAGGUCUUCAAGGGAAAGAAAAUGCCAGGACAAUUAGGAAACUUCUAUCGGACAACUAGGGGACUAAAGAUAUGGCAGGUCAAUGUGAAGCACAAUAUUUUAUAUGUACAUGGAAGUGUUCCUGGUCAUAGGAAUUGCUUAGUAAAGGUCACUGACACCGUUUUACCAACUUACCAAGAAAACCUUAAGAAUCCACCAUUUCCAACAUUUUUUGCUGAUUCUGAAGAGCUGCCUGAUGAGCUGUAUGAUGAAGAGCUUUUCCAGUUCACUGAACCCUCUAUUGCACUCUCUGAGUCCUGAAGAAUUAAUAGCUAUUCUACCUUCAGUCUUCAGAACUAAACAUGAAGCCCUCACUGAAGGGCCCUAUGACUUCUUUAAGAUGGUAUCCACAUAACGUGGAUCUUUAUUGAUUUCCAGAUCCACUAUUAAAUAAAAACAGUUCUUUGAAACUGAAGAGAAGCAUUCUGUAACAUGUUAACAAAUUAAUAUGAUUCAUAUAAUAAAUAUGUAUUUUUAAUGUUAUAAUUUAGAAAUAUCUGCUGGUUUGCACAUACCACAUUUCCUAUUGUGUAAAGCCAACUUUUCAUGACACAUAUCCUGAAGUCCUUUUUGAUUCAAAAGACAACAUCCAGUAGCUGAAAAGAAAUAGAACUUGCCUAAAAUAAUAUGAGAUUGAUAUAUGAAUUCAAUAAGAGUCUGUUUCAAUGAACUUAAUAGGGUUUGCUUCUGAUUAACAGCCACAUUUUUGUUAUGAAAGAAACAGAAGAUAAUGUCUCAAGGUUUACAUCUGCUUUCAUAUGAAGACAUAUUUUACUUUUUGCAGAACGCACUUAUUUCAACACAAAACAAUCCUCAAAUAUGAAGGAAAAUUGCUUUGAAAUUAUCAAUAUCAUUCUAAAAUUAUUUCUCCCUAAUCAUUCAUAGGGUCACCCAACCAUUAUGGGUGUGCUUUCUUGCUGAGAUAGCUGUCAUGUCUUGAGUGCUUAUGAAAAAUAUCUGGGUAGUCCAUAUGGAAAAAAAAGAUAAAGAUCGGUAUGACUCCUUAAUCAGUUCCACCAUAGCUCUUUGCAUGAAGAACUAGGGUGGAUCUGUGGCAGGCUUUUUAAAACUUUGAAUCAGAAGGAAGUUGCUCUGGAAGACCAGCAGUAAAGAAAGAUUUUUAAGAAUCUGCUUAAAACAUUGCUUUUUGAGAAACCUGUUGAACUUUCAAGCAAUCCAAACCUACAAUAAAAGGAUCUUGUUGGA